UCGUUCAUUGAUUACGAUGUUAAUUGGUCUGUGGAUAUUGAGGAAAUGUCAACAGCUCACGAAUUAAAAUUACCAGAGAGAAUAAUUAAAAAGUUACAUGAACCAUUGUCAGUAACUGACUUAUCUUGGAAUUGUAAAGGAAACAUGUUGGGUGUGAGCUUUGGAAAACCCUCGGCUAGUGGGUGGUGUGUUGAUCCAGGAUAUAUGUGUUUCUUUUUGAUAAAUCCUGAUAUUUAUACAGAUUACAACCUAGAACCAAAAGUUACAAUCGAAAACGAAGAGAGUUACGUUAUGAAAUUAGCAUUCCAUCCAGAUAAGCAUAAUAUUAUUGCAGCAGGUACAUAUGAUGGAGGUAUUAAGGUUUACAAACUUCAUCAGGAUACAGACAGUCUUCUUUGCCAAACCUCAAUUGAAUCCUACUCCCAUAGAGAUCCAAUAACUAGUCUUCAAUGGGUAAGAAAUAGAUAUGAUGACUCAUUUCUUAUAUUGAGUAUGAGUGGAGACGGAAAAAUAUUAUUAUGGAGUUUACAUAACAAGCUAGAGCAACCUAUUCACGCGAUUGCCCUGAAUAGCCCACUCAAGUCUACUCCUUUGGGUGGUUCAUCACUUUGUUUUUUAAAUUUAUUUGGCAGUAGCGCCCUAUCUCAAAAGAAAACACCAACACUUGACAGCUCAUUUAUUUUAGGAACAGAAGUUGGAAAUGUGUUUAAACUAUCGAUAUCAGACUCUAAAAUGAUUAGCACCAGAAAAAUGGCUACCUUAAAGAAAACAAAUGUAAACUUUAAGGAAGAAAAGAUGGAAUCUGAAUUUGACUCUGGAACUGGAAUUAUUUACACUCUUGAUGCCAAUACUUUUAAUAAGGAUUUAUUUAUGUCUUGUUGCAGUGACGGAUUAGUAAGGAUAUAUAAUGCUUUCAGAACAAAAGAUAUUCUAACUUUGCAACCAUCCACUGAUCCUAGUAGUUGUUCUAAAUUCUCUCCAUUUCGUCCAAUGGUAGUUGCUGUUGCCAGCUCCAAUGGACACCUAUACAUGUUCGAUCUCUUAGAGUCCACAACUGAGCCAAUUAAUGAUAUUGACGUUUCACAAGAUGGAAAGGCUCUUUCAUGUCUAGAGUUCAACAAACAUAAUCCAAUGCUAAUGGCAACAGGAGAUCUUCUAGGAAGAACAAAGGUGUUUUUAAUAAGCAACAGACUUUCCCAA
Molecule: messenger RNA, 1200 nt
Organism: Naegleria gruberi
Lineage: Eukaryota; Heterolobosea; Eutetramitea; Acrasida; Naegleriidae
Exons: 1
Biological process (GO): intraciliary transport
Cellular component (GO): ciliary plasm; cytoplasmic dynein complex
Molecular function (GO): dynein heavy chain binding; dynein light chain binding
Source: RefSeq, a predicted model, not a curated record